CACCACAUGAUUGCAUUGACAUCACACGUGUUCAGAUCACGAUGCAAAACCUCAAAGGAACCAAAGAAAAACAGUGGCGGUUGGGAACCCGAGGAGAGAAGAGAUAAUAAUGAAGAGAUGAGGAAUCACGGCCGUCCAUUCACAUGGGGUUUCGAAAUUCAAACGUAGCGUUCCCUCUCCCUCUCUUUCCAUGAUAAAAGGAACGUCUCGCUCUCGUUUCCUUUCAUUCCUCUCCAUCCAAAACCCUAGCCUCAUCCGAAUUGCGCCUCCAUGACUAAGAAGAAGAACACCCAGACGAAGGCGGCGCCGGCGCCGGCGACGAGGUCAAGUGAUGUUUCUGUGACCGAGAAGGCUAUGGAUUCGUCGCAGGACAAGAUGGAGAACUUGAAGACACUGAAUAGUAUGCUCCUCAAGGAGACGGUGGAGCAUCGUGGGCAGCUGGCUGACCUUCGAUCCAAGCUCGACGAACUCUCCAUCGAGCAUGGAUUCAUGUCUUCUAUCGAGCACCAGGUAUUUGGCGUUUCCUUUUCCAAUCUCCUUCUCGAUGCCUUCUCGCGCCUCGAUGAUGAGGCGUGGAAGAGGGUCGGGAUCGAGAAAUCUCUCCAUCUUAAAGAGAUCAGGAUUAGGGAACUUGAAUGCGAGAUUGUAUGCCUUGUGGAACAAAUGGAGGUCGUGAUGAAAAAUCGAGAAGAGGUGGAUAGGAUUCGAUUGGAGCUUGGAGUUCUGGAGGUGGAGAAGAAGGAGGUUGAGCGUAGGCUGGUGGAGAAGGAGCAUUUCAUUGCGGAGUUGGAGGUUGGGAGUAAUGCUCUUGAGAAGAACCGGAGGGAAAUGGAGGUUAGAUUGGGCGGAGAGAUCGAUGGAUUGAAGAGAAGGAUGGCAGAGUUGGUGAAUGAUGAGGAGGCGGCUAGUCGAAGGUUUGCUGAGAGGGAGCUUUACAUUAAACAGCUGGACUCUGAGAAGAGUGUUCUUGAGCAAGAGAAAAAGGGGAUUGAGUUGAAAUUGAUGGCGGAGAUCGGUGAGCUGCGACAGAAGAUGGCGGAUAGAGAACUCUACCUUAAGUUGGUUGAGGGUGAGAAAGCAGAAAUGGAGAUGAGGUUCAGGGCGGAGAUUGAUAUGGCGAAGAAAAGGAUGGAGGAGAUGGAGCUUUACAUCAAGCAGUUGGGGGUUGCAAAGUUUUCUGCUGAGGAGGAGAAGAAGGACAUGGAGGUUCAUUUUGAAUGGAAGAUUCAGGGGAUGCUUGUGGAGAUGGAUGGAUUGAAUGUGAGAAUUGCAGAGAUUGGUAGUGAAAAAGAAGCAUUGGAGAGAAAGGUUGCUGAGACGGAGGCAGAUGCUUGUAGGUUGACACAGAGUUUUAAUUCAGGGAUUGAUAACUUGAAGGGAAGGAUUGCAGAGCUGGAGCAUUGUGUUAAGGUAUUGGAAGGCGAGGGGGAUUCAGCUGAGGAAGAGAAGCAAAGAAUGGAAAUCGGGUUUGAAUUAAUGAAGCGGGACAUGGUGGCAAACGUAGAGGAAUUGAAGCAAAGGAUUGUGGCCUUUGGUAAUGAAAGGCAAGUGUUUGAGAGAAAGCUUGCUGAGAUGGAUAGCCUUCGAGGAAGGGUCAAGGAGCUUGAGCUUUGUGUGAAGACAUUGGAGAAGAUUAGAGAUGCAGUGGAGGAGGAGAAGAGAGACAUGAAAGAGAUGUUUGAAUCGAAGACACAAGUGAUGGUUGCAGACAUGAAUUUGUUGAACAACAAAAUUGCAGAUAUAGGUAAAGAAAAGGAUGUUUUUGAGAGGAAACUGGCUGAGAAAGAGGAUUAUGCCAGACAAUUGGAGAGGGAUGGGGAAAAGAUUUCCCAUGGGAUGAGAAUGCAAAUUGAGGAGCUGAAGAAAAGCAAGAGUGUCAUCGAGGAAAAUCUUCAGGAGCUUGAGGGGAUGAUAAAAAAUGUACAGCUUGACAAUGAAGUGAAAAAUAAGAGUGUUGUUGCACUUAUGCAGGAGAAGGAGUUGAUAGAGAGGAAACUAAAGGCUUCUGAGUCUAAAUCCACACGGUUUCUGACAAUGCUGAGGAGUAUGGAAGAUGAGAACAUGAAUGCUGAUUAUGAUGAUAUGGAUGAAGAGGUCAGAAAUUUCGCUGCCGAGAUGAAGGUCAUCAGGGAUUCUUUUGAGUCUAGAUUGGCAAAAGAGAAGGCGAAGAAUGAUAGCAAGCGAUGGGGAUGGGUUUACCCUGCCACUUCGACCAUUGUGGCUGCCAUCUCACUGGCUUAUGCUGCAAGAGGACGCUGAUUUUUUGCUGGGCUUGCAUGCGGGCAGGAGCUCUGCUCUAUCGAUUAGUGGGAGAAUUCUGGCUUGUUCAGGUGAACACUGAAGCUCUCUUUUGUGUUGGAAGCAAUAAUUGCAUUGUUUUCUAUGAGCUUUUAGUAUGCAAUUUAAGUAUUUUACUAUUUUUCUGAUUAUACUGAAUGUGAUUGGUAGACUGCUUGUGUCUUAGCAUCCAAAUUUAGAAGAACUGAAGAAGAGCAACAUAUCAUGAUGGUGCUGUAGUUUAGUUUAUGUGUACUAAUGAACUGCAUUCAAGUAGUGAUGGACCAUGGACCUGAACCUUGUAAAAUGAAUUCGACUAUUGAUGCUGUCAA
This is a messenger RNA of Dioscorea cayenensis subsp. rotundata (Guinea yam), 2609 nucleotides long. Its product is annotated as myosin heavy chain, non-muscle-like. The record is from RefSeq and is a predicted model, not a curated record. The coding region runs from base 271 to 2259 and encodes 662 amino acids. The transcript has a single exon. Lineage: Eukaryota; Viridiplantae; Streptophyta; Magnoliopsida; Dioscoreales; Dioscoreaceae.